Messenger RNA from Sphaerulina musiva SO2202, 1973 nucleotides. RefSeq lists its product as uncharacterized. The transcript has 2 exons. Lineage: Eukaryota; Fungi; Ascomycota; Dothideomycetes; Mycosphaerellales; Mycosphaerellaceae. The record is from RefSeq and is a predicted model, not a curated record. The coding region runs from base 341 to 1000 and encodes 219 amino acids.
GGGAGGUUAGGUAUGCAAGCUAUCCGGGUCUGUCGAUGGUAUACCAUUGCCUAGCUAGCUACCUCCUAGGAGGUACCAGAAUGUGCAUCAUGGCAGCAACCGCUGUCGUUCGCUUCUUGCUUCUUCCCAAGUGAUAAGCCAUGUCCUCUUCGCCUGGGGCACUUUCCGCCGAACUUGUGGUUGCCCACCCACAGCAUCGAUGCUUGGAAUGCAGAUGAGAGUACCUGCAUCUUGGCUCACUUCCACUGGUUUUCAGUACUGACUGGUACAUGUACCUACGACGCUUUUGUGAUCCUACACGUAGUAGUCCAAAAGACUAUUUCACCCUUGCACCGCAGUCAUGACUACUUCAACGACCCCACCAAGCGCAGUAAAACGCGUCUUCGAAACUGUCGAGCUUCUGGAAACGGUCCUCGUACAAUUGAGCUCAAAGGAUCUACUCCUCAGUCAACGAACAGCACGCUGCUUCCACGCGACGACCCAAGGCUCAAUUACCCUUCGCAGAAAGCUGUUCCUCGAGCCCGACCUGAAGCUGGAAGGUAGACUCUUCAAUUCUCACGAGACAUCUCACGGUAGUGUGAAGAGACCGAGCUGCAAACCAGAGAACAAUCGACUUCUACUUCGCGCAUUCCCGGGAUGCUAUCCAACAAUCACGCUGGUCAUUAUGAGCGACAGUACUGGAGUCCGGGCUGGUCACGACACUUCAAGUCCAGAUGCGGAUAGUGGCGAGAGAAAGAGGAGGAACGAACACUGGAGCUGGGAUGUCUGUAUUUCAUUCCCUGCUGACGAUAAGCCUUCUGUCCCUGAAGCUGUGGAAUAUCCUGAAGCUAGCUGGCGGCAGAUGUACCUUUGCCAACCGCCUUGUGCAGAUUUGUAUCUCGUUCGGCGAUGGCAGAAGGGAUUGAAGCCAGCAAUUAUCAGGGAUGGUGGGAUCAAGAUGGGCGACUUCGUUGAAGAGGCCACCAAAGCAGUGCCCGAAUGCGAUGGAAGAACCUGGUAAGACCAAACAGAUAUGAAGUCUGACAUGUUGGGACGUCCCACUGAUCAUGUCCAUCACUCCUGCAGGCAUUCCAGCUACAUCAGCUCCGAUCGCGAUUGGCACUUUGAAGGCAACAUCAAGUGCGGCUCUGUGGAGGCGUAGGGACCCUACAGGUAUCCAUGGCACAUGUCGUACUUAUGAUGCUGAAGAGUGCUUCCACAGAUCGUCACCUGAGAUCACCAAGAAGACGACGACGAUGGCAUUGCUGAACGAGUAUGCGCACUCGCAGUCUCUAGGCGGUGGUACAGUUUCGGCGUGGUCUCACGACUGGAAUCCUGGACAUGCGGUAGAGUUCUCGAUGAGCACAAGAGCUGCGCCAUACUUGAUCGACAAGUAUCGAGGCUGACGGGUUGAUAGUGGCUCGUGAGUCGGCGGUGGAGUGAAAUGCUGCUCUCGAAGGCGUAUGGUGGGCGUGGGAAAGCCUUCUGAGCUCCUAGGUCGUCUUGAGGAUGUGAUCCUGAUGGCCAUAUAAAAGGUAUCUCCAUGUGCAAAACGCGCAGCAUAUCCCUACUUCUUCCGCAAAUCUUCACUGCCAUCAUUUCUCGUGAAGACCUCAUACUCGGUGCCCUCCUCAAUCUUCUUCUUCUCCGUCUCAUCAAAAGUGCCCUUGCCAGCGUACAGCAUCGGCGCCUUGCCCGAACCUUCCAGCUCCGUACUCGUUGAAAUGGGCCUGUUGCCUCUGAAGCGUUUCCGCAUAUCAAUCAUGCCGCGUUUGCAUUGACCGUAUCCGUGUUUCAGUUGUUGGCAUUGCGUAGGUAGAGUGUCCACAAGCGGAGGUCGGAGGCAAUCGGCAGGAGUAUUACGAUGGAUCAUCACGCAGUCGCUGUUUUGGAGACAUUGCGCAAGUGCGGCUCGUAUGUCUGUGCAGGUGGCUGGCAUGGCGGUAUUGUGUAUUGCGUGUUUUGUCGAGGGUCGGUCUGUACUUCACUGCUGC